AUGCCCCAACCUCAGAUCCCUCCCUCAAAUCCACGUAAACGCCGUGCUUCCCCUCAGUCCACAGCUGCGACGAACAUGGCGGCUCCAAUGUCCACCACUGCGCCGGGGGACCUCGCGCCAGACCAUGGCGGCGGGGCGCCUGAGGUCACCCCUCGAAAGAAGGGCCGGACAAAUACUCCAUGGACGGCUGAGGAAGAGCAGCGCCUGAAGACGAUGCGCGAUGCUGGUCGCAGCUGGAGUGAAAUUGCCAAGACUUUCCCCACUCGCACUGAGGGAAGCGUAAAGAAGCAUUGGUAUAAGGACAUGCAUUAUGCCGAGUUUGCUGAAGAUGAGUCCAUAGCACUCAGAGACGCGAUCAAGGAAUACGAGUCCAACAAAUGGAAAGUCAUCGGGCAGAAGGUUGGCAAACCGGCAAAGGCAUGCGAACACAUGUCCUCGGAAAACCCUGUCUCCGCCCUAGCCAUGUCUUCCAAGGAAGUUUACACCGUGGAGCAGCCGUCUCCUCACGACCCCGACCAUGAAGAUGGGAACGGUGCCUCUGUGGCGAAUGGCUCGCAUCGACCUUCACGCCUGGCGAGAUAUGCGAAGAAAUUCGAACAGCGCCUGGUUGGAUAUAAUCUGGAAGCUAGAGGAAUAGAGCGAGUGCGGGAGGAUGAACGCAUGAAGAAACUCUCCUGGGUGUCCUACCUGCAGGCGCUCUUGUUGUGGGUAUCGAUCAAUCUGGCGGCCAACAAUAUAACCCUUGGAAUGCUGGGGCCUGUGGUCUACGGCCUUAGCUUCUUGGACUCGGCUCUUUGCGGAGUUUUUGGUGCUUUUGUCGGAGCCUUGGUCGCUUCUUGGAUGGCUACAUGGGGCCCGAUAUCUGGAAUCCGGACCAUGGUAUUUGGUCGGUAUGCAAUGGGCUGGUGGCCGAGUAAAGUGGUCGUUAUCCUGAACCUGAUUCAGAUGAUCGGGUACAGCCUGAUCGACUGUGUCGUUGGUGGGCAAAUUCUAUCUGCCGUGUCUCCGAAUGGAAGCAUGUCGGUCGCCGUCGGAAUUGUUAUCAUUGCUGUGAUAAGUUGGGCAAUCGCCACAUUUGGCAUUGAAAUAUUCCAUGUUUACGAACGAUUUGCCUUACUUCCUCAGCUCAUCGUUGUUUGCGUAUUAUUCGGCGUGUCCUCGGUGAAAUUCGACCUGUCCACUGCGUCUCAGGGAGACACUCGCACACUCGCUGGAAAUAGACUGUCGUUCUUUUCAAUCUGUCUGAGCGCCGCUAUCACCUAUGCACCACUGGCCGCCGAUUUCUUCGUCUACUAUCCCGAAAAAACAUCCCGAGUUACCCUUUUCUCGCUUUCGCUUCUCGGCCUCCUGGCCUCAUUUACCAUGGCUUUCCUGUGUGGAAUUGGACUCGCAUCCGGCAUUCCCUCCCAUCCGGAGUACGAAGCAGCCUACAACAACGGAGCCGGAGCGCUCAUAGUUGAAGGUUUCGGGCCGCUCCACGGGUUCGGCAAGUUCUGCUCGGUCAUCGUCGCUUUGGGACUCAUCGCCAACACCAUUGCCCCGACUUAUUCGUCCAGCGUUGACUUCCAAAUCCUCGGCCGAUACGCUGAGAAAGUCCCGCGCGCCAUCUGGAACACUGUCGGCGUCGUGAUCUACACCGUCUGCGCGCUUGCCGGCCGCGGAUACCUCUCUGAGAUCUUCACCAACUUCCUCGCCCUCAUGGGCUACUGGGUCGCCAUCUGGAUCGCUAUCAUCCUGGAAGAGCGCUUCAUCUUCCGCCUCCGCACUGGAUACAACUGGCACGUGUGGUGUGAUCCAUCCAAGCUCCCAGUGGGUAUUGCCGCGUUCAUCGCGUUCUUGAUUGGAUGGGCCGGCGCGAUCCUCUGUAUGGCGCAGGUCUGGUAUAUAGGCCCUAUUGCUCGCUUGGUGGGUGAUUAUGGCGCGGACAUGGGAGUCUACGUCGGAUUCACCUGGACAGCUCUCGUCUACCCACCUUUGCGGUACUUUGAACUUCGUCGGUUCAAACGGUAA
Molecule: messenger RNA, 2010 nt
Organism: Aspergillus affinis
Lineage: Eukaryota; Fungi; Ascomycota; Eurotiomycetes; Eurotiales; Aspergillaceae
Product: permease for cytosine/purines uracil thiamine allantoin
Exons: 11
Coding region: 1-2010 (669 amino acids)
Biological process (GO): transmembrane transport
Cellular component (GO): fungal-type vacuole membrane; plasma membrane
Molecular function (GO): transmembrane transporter activity
Source: RefSeq, a predicted model, not a curated record